AUGAGUGCCUUGGGGAAUCGUAUGGAAAAGGGCCUGGCACCUAAUCCAUUUAGUGUGCAGCAUGAUCCGGCACUGGACACUGUUCCUGAAAAACGAAUGUACUUUGACAUACAAGCAACAACGCCUCUUGAUCCAAGGGUUCUCGAUGCCAUGAUACCGCUUUACACCACUGUGUUUGGAAACCCGCACUCAAGAACACACAUGCAUGGGUGGCAAGCAGAAAAGGCAGUGGAGAAGGCAAGGGCACAGGUGGCAUCGCUUAUAAACUGCGAUCCAAAGGAGCUUAUCUUCACAAGCGGUGCAACUGAAAGCAACAACAUGGCGCUCAAAGGAGUUGCCGGGUUCAAGAUGAAGGAUGGAAAGCCAAUCCAUAUAAUAACACAGGUGACCGAGCACAAGAGCAUUCUUGAUACAUGCAGGAAUCUUGAGGAGGAGGGCGUGGAGGUUACAUAUCUGCCUGUGGGAGGCGAUGGCAUGAUUGAUCUUGAACAGCUUAGGGCGAGCAUUAAGGAAAACACGGUCUUGGUUUCCAUAAACGCAGUUAACAGUGAAAUUGGAGUUGUACAGCCACUGAAGAAGAUAGGAAAGAUGUGCAAGGAAAGGGGUGUUCUGUUUCACACAGAUGCGGCACAAGGCGUGGGGAAGAUACAUAUAGAUGUUGAUGAAAUGAGCAUAGACCUGUUGAGUAUGUGUGGGCACAAGAUGUAUGGGCCAAAGGGUGUUGGGGCGCUAUAUGCCAGGAGGAAGCCUCGCAUUAGAAUGGUUGCUCUUAUGAAUGGAGGAGGGCAGGAACGAGGGCUCAGAAGCGGGACAGUGGCACCCCCACUGGUUGCGGGUCUUGGAAAAGCAGCAGAGAUCUGCCUGAACGAGAUGAAGAGGGAUUAUAGGAAUAUCAAAGAGCUUUCUGAUAAGCUCAAGUGUAUGUUUAGAAAGAGCAUUGAUGGAGUACUGGUGAAUGGAUCGAAGGAAGGGUUUCCUGGAUGCAUAAACGUAUCGUUUCCGUAUGUUGAGGGAGAAAGCCUUUUGAUGUACUUGAAAGGCAUUUCGCUUAGCAGUGGAAGCGCUUGCACAUCUGCGUCUUUGGAGCCAUCAUAUGUUCUGAGAGCACUUGGAAGAGAGGAUGAUUUGGCACACUCGUCAAUAAGGUUUGGGAUUGGAAGAUUCACCAUGCCCGAUGAGGUUGAAGCAGUUGGGAAGAAAACAAUUGAAGCGGUGAAUGGCUUAAGGGCAAUGUCUCCUCUCUAUGAGAUGGUCAAGGAGGGGAUUGAUCUUUCGAAGAUUGAUUGGAGCUCAUGA
Molecule: messenger RNA, 1296 nt
Organism: Ordospora pajunii
Lineage: Eukaryota; Fungi; Microsporidia; Ordosporidae
Product: class-V aminotransferase
Exons: 1
Coding region: 1-1296 (431 amino acids)
Biological process (GO): [2Fe-2S] cluster assembly
Cellular component (GO): cytosol; nucleus; mitochondrion
Molecular function (GO): cysteine desulfurase activity; pyridoxal phosphate binding
Source: RefSeq, a predicted model, not a curated record